AUGGACAGGGGCAUCUGCAGUUCUCAAGCAGAAGAAAGGAAAUCUGCUGUGACAUCAUAUAACAAUAGUGUCAGCCUCCAAGGGGUCUCCUAUACUGUCAGAGAGCGUAUUGGGCCUUGGUGGGAUAUCCCGUCCUACCGUAAGAAAUGGUCGCGACAGAUCCUCAAAAAUGUCUCAUUUCACAUAGAGAGCGGCCAGAUAAUGGGGAUUUUGGGAAACUCUGGAUCUGGGAAAACAACCCUGCUGGAUGCAAUAUCAGGAAGACUGAGGCAUAAAGGAAGCUUCUUUGGUGAAGUGUAUGUGAAUGGGAGUGAGCUGAAGAAGGAUCAAUUUAAGGACUGCUUCUCUUACGUGCCACAGAAUGAUGCCUUGUUAAGCUAUCUCACUGUACAAGAAUCUUUGACUUACACAGCUUUACUUGCACUUCAGAAGCACUCCAGUGACUUUAUCAAAAAGAAGGUAGAUGCUGCUAUGGCCGAGCUAAGUAUCAGCCAUGUUGCUCAUAGUAUAAUUGGAAGCCGUGUCUUUAGGGGAAUUUGUGGUGGUGAGAGGCGUCGUGUUUCAAUUGCAGCCCAGCUUUUACAAGAUCCCAAGGUCAUGUUACUUGAUGAACCAACUACAGGGCUGGACUGCAUGACUGCAAAUCAGAUUGUCUUGUUGCUUUCAGAACUUGCACACAAAGACAGGAUAGUGAUUAUUACAAUUCAUCAACCACGGUCAGAACUCUUUCGGUUAUUUGACAAGAUUGCUAUCAUGAGCUUUGGAGAACUGGUUUUCUGUGGGAAACCUACAGAAAUGAUCACAUUUUUUAGUGAUUGUGGCUAUGACUGUCCUGAGCACUCAAAUCCUUUUGACUUUUAUGUGGAUCUGACAUCUGUAGAUACUCGAAGCAGAGAACGUGAGCUGGAGACCUACAGUAGAGUUCAGAUCAUUGCAUCUGCCUAUAAAAAUUCAGAGAUCUUUUCCAAGACUUUAGAGGCCAUUGAAAGAAUGAAACACACAAAAGAUAUGACUUCUAUACCUUUCAAAAGCAAAGAUUCACCCAAUGGAUUCUCCAAACUCUGGAUCCUCUUACGGAGAACAACAAGGAAUUUCUCCAAAGAUAAGAUGGGCGUCAUCAUGCGUCUCUCCCAGAAUCUGUUGCUUGGCCUGUUCAUAGCAUUUUUCCUUCUCCGACUGAAGGAUGACCCUCUGAGAGGAGCAGUGCAAGAUCGGGUGGGGCUCAUUUACCAGUCUGUGAGUGCCCCACCUUAUACAGGAAUGCUCAAUGCUGUUGCCCUAUUUCCUCCUUUACGUGCUAUCAGUGACCAAGAAAGCAAAGAUGGCUUAUACCAGAAGUGGCAGAUGCUGUUAGCAUACAUACUGCAUGUCUUGCCUUUCAGUAUCAUCAGUGUGGCAAUGUUCAGCACCUUUAUAUACUGGACUAUAGGUUUACACCCUGAUGUUUCCAGAUUUGGAUGUUUCUUUGCUGUUGUCCUAGUGCCUCAUGUAAUUGGUGAACUACUAACACUUGCUUUGCUUGGUGUGGUUCAAAACCCAAAUGGAGUCAACAGCAUGGUGGUGCUACUUAAUACAGCAGGAGUGGUAGUUGGAAGUGGGCUCAUAAGGAGCUUGGAAGAAAUGCCUACACCUUUUAAAGUGCUAAGUUAUCUCACGUUUCAGAAAUAUAGCACUGAGGUUCUUGUAGUCAAUGAAUUUUAUGGAUUAAACUUCACAUGUGGUGGCUUCAAUAUUUCUACUGGAGCUGGUUCAACAUGUCUUUUCUCACAAGGGAUUCAUUUUAUUGAAAAAACCUUUCCAGGUGCAAUGUCCCGGUUCACAACAAAUUUCUUAAUGUUGUAUGCCUUCCUACCAGCACUUGUCAUCACAGCAGUCAUGAGUUUUAAAAUAAGAGAUAGAAUUACCAGCAGGCAAUAAAACCAUUUGAAAUUCUAGCCUGGCUAUACAGUACUAUACUAUUAGAACCUGUAGCAUUUGACUUAUUUUUCUUGAUGUUACAUGAAAUUUACAUGCUUUUACAUUAAACUACAGAAACAUGCUUAUUCUCUAAUUGUGUUUCCAGUGUGUUUGUGUUUUGAUAUAAAAUACUGUGGUUUUUUGAAAGCAUUAAUAGUUUAAAAUUAUAUUAUUAUUUUCCCAAUAUCAUAUGUAACUUAAAAUUUUGGGUAGUGCUGGCUGAAUCUUCUUUGAAAUAUAUUUUUUCAAAGUUCUAAAUUGUAAAUUGUAGUUUUCUUUUUGUCUGUAAAGUACUAAAUAGGUUAUUAUCAUACCCUGUGAAGUUUAUUAGUAACUCACUUAGAAUAACCUAGUGUUUAUCUAAACAAUGUAGGAUUUGCUUGUACAUUUAAAGAAUGAACUAAGGUACAUUGUUGUUAGGGCAAGCUGAAAAAUUUUCUUUUUUUUUUUUGAUAGAUUAGGUUUUGGAGGAAAUAAAUUUGCUUUAGAGGAGGAAGGUAUUUUUCCUACAUAAAAUUUAAUUUGCUUCCAGACAAAAAAAAAAAGUUUUGGGAUAUUUGAAUGGAAAAUGUUUAGCCAGCUCACAUAAUAUAGUUUUUGACAUAAAAUUAGGUUUUGAGAGAAUGACAUUUUCACAAAACAUGUUUUCCCCCCUUAUGGAAAAAAGUUCUUCACAUUUUUAAUGAAAAAAUAAUGUAUAGGGCAUUAUUUUCCCCAACCUUUAACACACUCUGAAUGUGACAAAAUGUUUUAAUGAGUAUUCAGCCCUCCCCUGUGAGCAUAUGUAUGUUAAGCACUAUACUUUUUUUCUAUUUUUUGUGUGCUAGUAAAGGAAAGCAAGCAAGAUGCUUGUAAACAGUGUACAUUCAGGAAAGUGCCCAUUUAAGUUAAAGAUCAUAGCAGAAGUGCAUAUAGGCUCUUUCUGUAAUAGAAUAUCUACAGUUUUGUUAAUUUUUUUAGGUCCCUGGCACAAGUUCAUUUAAUGGUAUGAUUGUUGAGAUCAGAGAUCCAAUUCCAAUUAUGCCAUUACUACUUGCCAGUAGAAGGGGACCCGGAGAUUAUGAUCGUAAUCCCAGACUUCCUCUGCACUGACAAAUUGACAAAGAAGUACCUGGGCCUACAAUCAGUUACUUGUCAGCUGGCCCCUGGAAUCCUACAGGGGACUUGAAGCAGCUCUCAUGAAGUCUUGGCAGGUAGUCAGUUGAUUGUCGGCCUAGCCCCAGACUGCACUAGGGCGGGUUUAUGCUCCUGUCCCCAUCGUCCUGCUGCUGAACACUCUUGUGCCUCCAACCUCAUCCAGUCCUUCUGCCAGCAUAGAGUGCCCUGGUCUUGAAUUGGCCCUGGUGUGCUCCUGGGCUGGGUUGACAACCAGCUGAUUGUCAGUCUAUCUCCAGAUCUUAUCCAAGCUGGGUCAACCAUCAGCUGAUUGUCACCCCAGCCCUAGAUCUCAGCAGAGCCAGUUGGUUGAAUCCUCACUGCAGUCCAGGGAAUGGAACUGACAGUGAGCUGACUGUUGGCUGCACCUGGGACAGCCUUGGGUUUGGUUUCAGAACAAGGUUGUCCAGGCCAGGCUCACAAUGAGCUUACUGUCAAAGCCUCAGGCCCAGGAGCUUUAGCUGGGCUACUGGAUGGAGGGGAUCAGAGAUUCUUGGUUGUGGGGCUGGAGGGGUGCAAGCUGAAGGGCUUCAUCCACUGAGAAUUUCAAAUAUGCUGGAAGCCUUUGAUCCCCACACUGGGCAGCCCAGCCAGAGCUGCCACAUGUGUGUUUUAAAGUCUCUGGUGGGGAAGCUGCCUCAGCAGCAUUCUUCAAAUUCCCUGUGUGGGUGCUUCUGGUUCUCCAGCUGAAAUGUACCUCAUCCUGUGCAGCUGCUGCUUCCACUGAGCCCCAGGAACUUAAAAAAAAGUAGGCAUGCAGCUGGUGCUUUCAGAUGCACACCAGCUUUUUAAAGGUCUGAGGAUGCAGUGAGCCGGAGAUCAAGGAAAUGCUCCCUGAUGCCAGUCUCAUAGUGCCCCCACCCCCACAUCUGCCUCUGGUAAUCAGACAGAAGUGCUGGGUCCAAGACCCAAAGCUGCUCCCAGCCCAAUCUCAGACUCGGGAGGAAAUGGUUGUGUCCCAGACCCUGGAGCUGCCCUAUGCUAAAUCUCUAUGCUCAUUCAAAAGUAGGGAAAAAAGCCCCCAUCUUGGAUUUAAAUACCAGCCCAGGACAGGCCGCUGCUGUGGCUCCAGGCUCAGAGCUGCAGCCACUGCCUGUGCAGGCCAGGGCCAGAGCUAGAGCUAUUGCUGUUACUGCUGCCUGUCUGCUGCCCCUCCUGUCCAUUUUCCCUACUGCUGCUACUGCUUUCCCUGCGGCAAUGGUGGUGAUGAAUUUAAGAUGACCCUCCAAUAAUUACAUUCUACAUACAUAGAAAACUACAACAAAUUUACAAUUUUCCAUGUUUUUAAC
This is a messenger RNA of Alligator sinensis (Chinese alligator), 4400 nucleotides long. RefSeq names its product ATP binding cassette subfamily G member 5 (gene ABCG5). NCBI's taxonomy places the organism in Eukaryota, Metazoa, Chordata, Crocodylia, Alligatoridae. The record is from RefSeq and is a predicted model, not a curated record. Gene Ontology annotation, cellular component: plasma membrane. The coding region runs from base 1 to 1917 and encodes 638 amino acids. The transcript is spliced from 13 exons. Gene Ontology annotation, molecular function: ATP hydrolysis activity; ATP binding; ABC-type transporter activity. Gene Ontology annotation, biological process: cholesterol homeostasis.